AUGCUAUUCCAAAACAUCCUCUUCGCUGCUACCAUCGGCCUCGCUGCGGCAGCCUCUCAGCCCACAGGCCAAGAAUGUGGCCGCAAGGUCGCACCCUGCUCCAAAGACGCCGUCUGCAAACCUACCCUCGACAACUGCAAGGACAUCAACAAGUGCCCCGGAACGUGCUACUUUAAGAACGAAUACCAGUCAUGUGGUGGCUUCCGUUCUAAGCCUCCACCACCCUGCAAGAAGAACACGCAUUGUGUUGACGACCCUCGAACACCUGGUGACUGCGGUAUGGCUUGCGACAAGCCUGGUAUCUGUGCGCCCAAGAAGCUACAGAGUUGCGGUGGAUUCCGGGGCCUGAGCUGUCCCAAGGGCCUAUACUGCUACGACGAUCCUAAGGAUAAGUGUGAUCCUAAGAAGGGCGGAGCUGAUUGUCCUGGAAUUUGUCUGUGA
Messenger RNA from Fusarium pseudograminearum CS3096, 441 nucleotides. RefSeq lists its product as uncharacterized. The record is from RefSeq and is a predicted model, not a curated record. The coding region runs from base 1 to 441 and encodes 146 amino acids. NCBI's taxonomy places the organism in Eukaryota, Fungi, Ascomycota, Sordariomycetes, Hypocreales, Nectriaceae. The transcript has a single exon.